Talaromyces amestolkiae is the source of this 1545-nucleotide messenger RNA. RefSeq lists its product as uncharacterized. Gene Ontology annotation, molecular function: sterol binding. The transcript is spliced from 8 exons. Lineage: Eukaryota; Fungi; Ascomycota; Eurotiomycetes; Eurotiales; Trichocomaceae. Bases 1 to 1545 code for a protein of 514 amino acids. Gene Ontology annotation, cellular component: cortical endoplasmic reticulum; intracellular membrane-bounded organelle; membrane. The record is from RefSeq and is a predicted model, not a curated record.
AUGCCGCUUCCCCACGUGCACGCACACCGCCGCUCGUCUUUGAGCAAUAAAUCCUCCGACAAUGAAGCCGAAGACGAGACCGUCGUCGAACCCGAGCAGGGCAAUGUCCUCUCUCACAUCAUUUCUCAACUUCGCCCCGGGGCCGAUCUAAGCCGAGUCMCCCUMCCCACGUUUAUCCUCGAGCCACGAUCCAUGUUGGAACGAAUCACAAAUUUCAUGGCGCAUCCGGAAACACUGCUUCCAAUGUCCACUAUCGACGAUCCGCUAGAGCGAUUUGUAUCGGUAGUCAAGUUCUACCUCAGUGGCUGGCAUAUCAAACCUCCAGGAGUGAAAAAACCACUCAACCCCAUUCUCGGAGAAAUUUUCACCUGCUACUGGGACUACAACGAUGGCACUCGAGGCUAUUACAUAUCAGAACAGACUUCUCACCACCCUCCCAAGUCUAGCUACUUCUUUAUGGCCCCUGAGCAUCAUAUAAGAAUUGACGGCACUCUCAAGCCGCGCAGUAAGUUUCUCGGAAACUCGGCUGCCAGUCUUAUGGAAGGCACUGCAGUAUUGCGAUUGUUGAACCGCGGCAAGAAUCCCGCCAAAGGCGAGCGAUACCACCUGACACAGCCUAACAUGUAUGCGCGCGGUAUCCUUUUCGGAAAGAUGAAAUACGAACUUGGCGAUCACAGCUUCAUCAAAUGCCCAGAAAACCAUCUUGUGUGCGAUGUUGAAUUCAAAACCAAGGGCUACUUCUCUGGCACUUACAAUGCUAUUUCUGGAACGAUAAAAAAUGACCAGACGGGCGAGGUCUUCUAUGAGAUUUCAGGUCUGUGGAAUGGUGAGAUGUACCUGAAAAAUAACGCUACUGGGAAAAAAGAGCUCCUGUUCGAUGCGACUCACGCCAAACACACACCUCCUCUAGUCCGACCUCUCGAAGACCAGUCCCAACGAGAGUCUCAAAAACUAUGGUACAGCACAGUUCAAGGAUUGAACGCCAGGAACCAUGAAGUAGCGACGACAGAAAAGACCAAGAUCGAAGAUCAACAACGUGAAGAAGCAGCAAAACGAGCCGAAGGAAAUGUAGAGUGGCACCCGAAGCUCUUCCGCGCCGUUCGGGGUGGACCUGGCGGAUCAGAGGAGGGUGAAGAAGAUCUCGACUGGAUAAUCAACGCCGAAGUUGACCCCAAAGACAUCGAAAAAGCACACAAACAAAUCCUCGGCAUCUACCCCGUCAUCCCCGGCCAAAAAGCAUCCCUUGAACUCCAUACCUCUACUAAUCAACCAACUAUAUCAUCCGCAUCCUCGAAGUCGUACGCCCAAUCUCACGGCGGCGACCUGAUAGACUUCGGCGACGAGAUGACCUCUACUGCAGGAGCUGCAGCCGCAAGACCAGCCCAUGGGUCAUCGCACGAUUUACUUGGCAGCGACACUUCGACUGGAUUGAUGGCUCCAUUGCAACCCGUUGGGUCACAGAUAAAUCAUGAUCCACAUCCUGUGAAGAGGGUGGAUUCGACGACGGAUGAUGUGGAUGUAUUUGUUGAUGCGGAGGAAAAAUAA